GGGAGUUGCAUAGAAUGUACUGAGCGGUUUUGUUAGUGUGUUAUGGUAAGUCAUAUUGUAGUGUAAAUCUGUUAUUUUGAAUUCCAUUUUGCCUGACCAGGUCAUGUUAAUAUUCAGCCCGAAAAUUGGAUGUACUGUAGGUCAAAGAAGGACUUUCUCCCAAUGUACGUAAAGUUAGGUUAAAUAAAACAGUUAUUUCGAAUGUUGACAGUCUAAAGCUGAGUAGUAACACUUUUGUAAAAUAAAUAGAGCAAAAAUUAUUCGAUAUGAUAUCAGUACCAUACAAGAAUACUUGAGUGAAACCUGAAUAUUUUCCGAUAUCCCAAAGUGAAAGAAGACGCCGCGCCAUGUUCAUUUCAGUCACUAGACCUAACAGUUUCGGUAACUGUCGUUUCGUUCAAUGAUAAUGUUUAUGAUAAUAAUGUAAAACUACCAAAAUUGUACACAGUUUUUAAGCAACGAUGCAAUGAAGAUGUAUUGUGAACGACUUUAAAAGAUGAAAACAACUAGGUAUUGAAAAUGAACAUCUAUAGUAAAAGGGCAAAACAAGCUGCAACCGAAAACUAUUAUUAGGUGAGGGAAUUUCCCUUGCUUUAAAAAUAAACACCGAACUAAAAUGACCUAUGUACAUAUACAUGACACGAAAUAAAAAACGUAGUUUCCUUCUCCAUAAGAUACUUAAACCAGCCAUAUUUUCUGUAAAAUUCAAGUUUACCACCACUAGCGCAUUAUAACCGUAAUAUUUUUCAGCAAUCCGGAAUAUCGUUUUUUUUUUAAAAUAAAAGUAGUGCUCAUAGCUCGCCCUAAAAUAUUUUUGCAUUUAUGGUCAAUUGAAAAGGUGUAUAUUAUAAAAAUACUUUAAAUAUUUUGGGCGAGAUGAAACCAGUAUGACAAAACCUUUACAAAAUAACCAGUUUUUGGUGGAAAAUGACAGAAAUACGGUACCAUAUCCGGUUCUAGUAUGUGUACAGCUUUAGUUGUGCUCCUAUUUUUAAAAUCUAACAUGUUUUUUUAAGCCCCGGAUUCUGAUAGAUAUUUAUAACACCAAGACUCCUAUUCAACACCUACUUUCAUUUUUAUAUAUUUUAAGGGCCAUAAUAUGGGGUUUGUGGCUUUAGUCCAAAAUUUGUGUGGUUUCUUUUAAAAUGUGUAGGAGGUUAGGAACUUUGAUGUGCAGGUGUUACAUAAAAUUUCAUCUUUUAAAAGUAUUUCACAGAUCAGUUCGAUGUCUGUCUCCCAGCGGAUUUAAGGACCGGGCAACUAAAAGAAUGGAAAAAAAUAAUUUACCAAAGAAAAACCGACAGACCACGGCCUUUCAAAAGAAACUAACAGCGGACAAGUACACCACAACUCUUGGUUCCUACUGCGAGUGGGACCGAGAUGUUAACCUUGCACCACCUGAUUUUGUUGAGGAGCCGCCGGAAAACGAUAAACACAUUUACAACUAUUACGACGCCCUACAGUAUUCUCUGUACGAAACAAACUACCCGGAAACGGAAGACAGAACGAUGAAUCCCAGAACGUCGCCGCCCAAUACCGGGAUUUCCAUUGUCAUUUUAUCGUCCCCUGUGGAAUGUAUGGCCAUCUUGCUGGACGGAGGUCGGAGAUGUCCCGGGGAUAUGCUUCUUGUGAUGUCAAAGUCAUGGAUAACAGUAUCUCCAAGUGACCACGACCCAACGUUGAAUACUCUGUAUGUUCACAAAGCCAUAACAUUUGAUACAGGAGGGAGAUCGUUCAUUGACGUGUUUGAUCCACCCAGACGAGUUACAUACUUCGUGAACUUCUUCACACGUGCUAUUACGGAUGGUCAGACUGGGGAUGGAGAGGGGUUAGAGGUCAACCUUGACUGUCCGAUGUCCAGCUCGCAAAAGCUCGUGAAGCGAACUGAUGACAAGUUGUGGACGCGGGUCCUAAUGGCUGAAGCAGGUGUCGCUUACCCAGAAACUCUGGCCUUUGGCUAUAAAAUUCCAUACCAGUACAACGUACCAAAUGAUGCCAAAAUUAAGAUAAUUAAGUUCGUGUCCAAGGAGGGAAUAGACAAUAUUGUGCAGGAGGAAAUUCGGUCAUACAUAAACAACCUUGACGAAAGUGUAAAUCGGAUUGUAGUCAAACCAUCCGGAAUAAGAUGGCAUGGCAGUAUGGGUGUCUCGUAUCACAGCAGAAUAGAUUCCAAGAGUAUCUGUGACGCUGCUAUUCAGGUUCUGCAGACUUUAGAUCCUGGCGACGGUGUUUUAGUUGAAGUCUUCUGUGACCCGUCUGAAGAAGAUAACGAAAUGAAGGACUUUUCCUUUCGUCUUCGCGCCAAUGUGUGUCGUGGUCCAAACAAUAAACCAGUCACAACCACCCUUAUUUGUGGAGUCGGAAGAAAAAAUUAUCCAAUCAAUGGUGGCAACACAGAACCACAGUCAUUAGAAACUACUUUGAUUCAGUGGGGCCUUGAACAAGAAAGUGAGGAGAUAAUCGAAACUGUUAAGAAAAGAUCACAGAAUCUCCUCAGAAGCAUAAUCUACCAUGAAAAUGCGCUAACGGUGGCCGAAAAAGGAGGCAUCAAAGCACAAACAGACAUUAUAGGAAUUGACUAUUGCCUAAGUAAAAGAGGUGGAAAAUACGUCCCCUUUGGAAUAGAAGUCAACUCUCAUGAUUGCACCAUCAAUUGUCAGCUUUACGAGUAUCUGAAUCCGUAUCUGGCUGGAGAGUCCGUGGGACCACUGGUGGAAACGAUGAUUGAAAGAUCUCAAAAGUACAUGUUGCAGGGUAAAACCAUUCUAGUCCUCAACCUGGGCGUAAACAGCAAGAGAUUUAUACUGGAGGCUGCAGAAAAGGACAAAAUAAAGAUUGUUCUUGUUGACACAUUUCCAGAAGAGUUGGCUCCUAGCGUCAGCCAAUAUAUUAGGUACGAGUUUUCAGACCACCGUAAGGAUGAGGUACAUGCUGAGAAAAUAAUACAAAUUCUUCAACAGCAACACAUUAGAAUUGAUGGGUGCUGUACCUUCUGGGAAGACUGCGGGCCUCUAACUGCCCUGAUCAACGACAGAAUGUGUCUUACAGGCGCUGGAGUGGAAAGUGCUAAGAUUGCCAAGAAGAAAUCCAAAACACACCAAACCUUGUCCUGUCGAACGGGGGAUAUUCCUCAUUUUCCUAGAACGUAUUUGUAUACAGAAAAAUGUGUACAUGUAAAUGACGUUGUCAAUCUGCCAGCGGCUGUUGCGGAAGUAGAUCUUCCUUGCAUGUUGAAGCUGGAGUAUGGGUCUAGUGCAGUAGGGGUGACGCUCUGUCGUGACCUUGCCGAAUGUAUCCAACAUUUCAACGACCUUAGAGACAAACUUACCUGUGAAUCUGAUUAUCCAAGAAUUGGACUCGGACACGGUAACAGCAUGGUGGUCAUGAAAUAUAUCAAAGGGACAGAGCAUGAUGUAGAUUUAGUAAUCUACAAACGAAAACUCGUUGUAGCCUUCGUGUCCGACAAUGGCCCUACUCGAUCAGGAUCUUUCACGGAAACUGCCGCAUGCAUGCCCUCAUGUCUCCGUCCAGAUAAGCUGGGUCAGCUCAUUACGGCAGCUUACCAAUGCUGCACGGAGAUCGGAUUGAAAAAUGGCGUCUUUAAUGUCGAAAUGAAAAUGACACCAACUGGACCAAAACUCAUCGAAAUCAAUGCUCGAAUGGGAGGCUUUUACAACAGGCACUGGAUCUUAAGGUGUUAUGGGGUUGAUAUGGUCAGGUAUGCUUUCAUGAUAGCAAAUGGAAUAAAGCCUGUACCUCCCAGGGUACAGCCCUCCUGUCAUAUCAUGGGCGUGAUGUGUGUACCAUCCGUACACACCGAAGUUUUUAGAGGCGAAGAAUUUAUGGACAAGGUGAAGGCCUUCAGGAGUCAAAGCGACGUCAUUUAUACUCUGAUUGAAGAUGAUUUGAGUCAUGCAACUUCUGAUGCUGAAGAGCCACUCUGCAACAUUGCAGUUUGCGCUGAAAGUAGAAGUUCAGCAAAAGAAAAGCUAUUGAAACUCUGUAACACUCUGAAAGUUACAAGCACAAAAUACGAUGUAGGACACUAUUUGUCAGAUUUCAGGUGACGUUUACAGUUUUCGUUGUAGUUCGUUUGUAACUUUUAAUCUAUUGAUUUGGCUUAGCAACAUCCUUUAUUCUUCAACGCCUUACUUGCUACGUAAAGCACUGUAAUGAUAUGAGAGCUUGCAGUUUUUGUUUAAAAUCUAUACUAAAACCAAGAGCCCCCUAUGAAUGUCUAAAUACUUUUUCUAUGAAGUCCCAUAGUGACUGAUCUUGACCUUUGGAUCACAAAAUCACUAGUGUCUUUCUCUCUUGAUAACAAAGCUACAUUUGAAGUAUAUGGAAUGAAUUUAGCAAAAAUUGUGACAUGAAGAGUAUUUACAAGCUUUCUCUAUGAAGUUCCGUAUUGACCUUUACCUUUAACCUUCUGACCCCAAAAUCAACAGGGCUUUUUCUCUCUAGAUGACAAAGCUACCUGUGAAGUAUCAAACUAACUGAGCAAAAUAUGUGUCUGUAGAGUAUCUACAUACACUCCCACACACGCUCACCCACACACGCACUCCCACACACGCUCACCCACACACGCACUCCCACACACGCUCAUCCACACACGCUCACCCACACACGCUCACCCACACUCCCAUACACGCUCACCCACACACGCUCACCCACACGCACACACGCACUCACACACACACACCCACACACGAGAACGCUCCCGUUACGAUAAAUCCCUCUCGCAAUGAAUAAUCAAAGGCGUGUUUAUCAAGUAGUGCAUCAAAUUCUAAGAAAUGAAUUUAAUAGCAACAUAUGUUAUAGGGCCAUAAUAUAACUUGGUGAAGAUUACUCUUUUAUACAAUGCUUCCUUGAUUUUCCCCCUUGAAAACACUUAAAUGCGUCCAUCUCAUGUUUAUACUUAAUUGCGUCCAUCUCAUGUUUAUAAUUUAAUUAUUUUAGUAUGUUUUCCUUACCAAACGUUUGAUUGUAAAUAUUAUUCUACAAGCAAAUUAUCUUUUCCCCAUUUAUUUGAGAUUGUGAAUAAAUAGAGUCCGAUGACAUUAGCGCUAUAUUAUUCUCAAUCAUUAAGCAUUGUGUAUUAGUGGACUAAGCAUUGCGUACCUAUAACUGGUAUUAAUUGUGCGCUGCAUGUUUGUUUAGAUGAGCUAUAAAUCUUAACGAAGGCCAUAGUAAAGAGGUAUGCCCAAUCCACGAUUUUUUUGUUGUUAAUGUUUUUAUUGUUGUUGGUUUUUGUUCUUGUGGUUUUAUUUUGUGUUUUGUUGGGGUUUUUUUUUUUAUAUCGUCGACAUCGAUAUGUAUUUAACACAUGUAUUGUCUCAUCAACAUUUUACUCUUAUCUUGUUUACAACGUGGACUUCGCAAUGUUAAACGAUAUCAAAUCAACAGUGUGUCAACAUCGUACCCAUGAUACUGUUUACAUCAUUUACAUCGACAGUGUGUCAAUAUCGUACCCACGAUACUGUUUGAAAGUGUGUCAACAUCGUGUCCACGAUACUGUUUGACAGUGUGUCGGCAUCGUACCUACGAUACUGUUUGACAGUGUCAACAUCGUAUCCACGAUACUGUUUGACAGUAUGUCAACAUCGUACACACGAUACUGUUUACAUCAUUCACAUCGCAUCUACAUGAUGACAACAUUGUCCGUUUUAUCUUUUGUUACAUGACAACAUUCUCCCUUUUAUCUAUUGUCACAUGUAACAUACAUGUAUAUAUGUUAGGUUGUAUAGAAUAGACAGUUUGUUUACAGCUGGAUGAUCUUGUUUUUAUCGUUGUAUGGAAUGUAUAUAAAUAUCUGUAGUUCUGUUAUCAUCAACACGUCAAUAAAGUUAUACAACAUUCAA
This is a messenger RNA of Ostrea edulis (European flat oyster), 5861 nucleotides long. Its product is annotated as carnosine synthase 1-like. Gene Ontology annotation, biological process: carnosine biosynthetic process. The record is from RefSeq and is a predicted model, not a curated record. The transcript is spliced from 6 exons. Bases 1146 to 4067 code for a protein of 973 amino acids. Lineage: Eukaryota; Metazoa; Mollusca; Bivalvia; Ostreida; Ostreidae. Gene Ontology annotation, molecular function: ATP binding; carnosine synthase activity; ATP hydrolysis activity.